AUGGCCGAGCCUCAGGAGGUGCGGGCCUCUUCGCCUCCCCCGCCGCCCCCUUCCUCUCCGUCGUCUUCAGACGCCUCUUCAGCAUCCUCCCCCGGCGUUCCGGUGAGUCUGGGUUGGCCGGUUCCGAGGAGGAGCAGCGGCCGCCCUGUGGACCGGCUGGAGGAAGUGGAGCUGCAGAUCGGAGACGCAGCGUUUUCAUUAACCCAACUUCUUGAAGCUACAUCUGCAGUGUCAGCUCAAGUAGAAGAGCUUGCCUCCAAAUGUACAGAAAAUGCACGUUUCCUUAAAACAUGGCGGGAUCUCUUGAAAGAAGGCUAUGAUUCUUUGAAACCUGACAACUGAUUUGGCAUGAUUAAUUAGUUGUUUAGAUAAUGAUUGUGUAAUAACUCACUUUUCCUCUUAUAUGGUAUUUACACAUGUAGAGGAUAAUCUCUUUCCAGCAGUUGGUAUACUCCGAAUGAAUUUUUUCUUAUUGACUUUUGUGUAAGCAGAAUACUGACGUUAUUUUUGAUACUGGACAGUAUUUGAUUGCCCUUAAAUAUUUUCUGUCCUUUAAACUUCCAUGGAAUUCUUUAUAAAAGUUAAUCUCAUGAGUAGAUCAUUGAUAUUAAUACCACAUUGCUACCAGUAACAAACUAGGUAAACCGUUAUUCAUUUUGCAGGGAGACUCCAAUGGCAGAGAUUGAAGGGACCUUGAAGCUCAGCCUUAUUUUAUGGACCAUAGUAGGAGGUAACUUUGAUUAAGGUUCUUCCAUUAGGCUAGGUUUCCUACAUCCAGUGACUAUGUUUUAUUUAUCUCUAUAUCCCUAGCACCUAGAACAGUGUCAUACAAUACUCACUAAACAUUUUUUGAAUAAAAGAGUUCACAAACACAAUUAAAAGCUAUUUUUUCUUCCUAUUUUUGGCAUGAAGCCUCUAAUUGUUUUCUCUGGUUUAAAAAAAUGUGUGAACCAGAACUUAACUGAUUGGAAGGAAACGUUAAAAAAAAAAACCAACAAAAAGCAAAAAACAGGAAUUUGAACUUUAUUGCUUUUUAAAAUAUAUGUUUUGCCCUUUUAUGAUGAUUUUUCUUAAAGGCCUAUGCUCCAGAAAUUGUCUGGAAAGAAUAUUUUUCUGUAUUUCUGUGGUUAGCUGCUUUUACAGUUAAUAUUUCUGACCUAGGAUAUUUCUAUGUGCUUGCUCACUGUCUUUAAGCACUUUCUGAGAUCUGUGUGUCUGUGCUGUUGCUCUGGGAGCUCUGCAGGUCAUUUGUAUGACAAUUCGGAAGAAGUUACUCUGGGAGCUCUGCAGGUCAUUGGUAUGACAAUUCGGAAGAAGUUACUUUGUCCUCACUGCGUCAGGUUUUAGUGCUUCGGUUAUUUUCCUGUCAGUUGACCUUGGUGACAAUGCUUUAGUUUACUUGCCCUAGAUAUUAUGUUGCUCUUUUUCAUUUGUUUGGGUGUUUUUUUUUUUUUUUUGGUGAUUUGUGUCAGCUGAUUAUCCCACUGUAUAACUUCUGUAGUAUCUUUGAUAAAACCAAACCUGUUGCCAUUGAAUGAAUUGUGACUCCUAGUGAUCCUAUGGGACAGGGUAGAACUGCCCCAUAGGAAUUCCAAGGCUGUAAUCUUUAUGGAAGCCGAGUGCCAUGUUUUUCUCUGAUGGAGCAGCUGCUGGGUUUGAACAGCUGACUCUUUGUUUAGCAGCAGAGCAGUGGGGCUAUGAAAGGGGACAAAUGGAUGGGCAAAGAAUAGUUUUAUUUAGCCUAUUAAGUCACAGUUCUUAUUUUUUAACUUAAAGAUCACACAUGUGAUUUCUAUGUUUACUUCAGUAUUGGAAAUAUAUUUUUCUUCUAUGUCUUAAAAUAGCAAUUUUUAA
Messenger RNA from Trichechus manatus latirostris (Florida manatee), 1854 nucleotides. RefSeq names its product chromosome unknown C4orf46 homolog (gene CUNH4orf46). The record is from RefSeq and is a predicted model, not a curated record. NCBI's taxonomy places the organism in Eukaryota, Metazoa, Chordata, Mammalia, Sirenia, Trichechidae. The transcript is spliced from 2 exons. Bases 1 to 342 code for a protein of 113 amino acids.